Molecule: messenger RNA, 1080 nt
Organism: Miscanthus lutarioriparius
Lineage: Eukaryota; Viridiplantae; Streptophyta; Magnoliopsida; Poales; Poaceae
Source: the annotation of a GenBank genome assembly
AUGGCGACAAGCACGCUUAGUACCGUGAAGGUGAACAAUGUAUCACUGAAAGCAGCACAGCGUGAUAUAAAGGAAUUCUUUUCCUUUUCUGGUGAUAUUGUGCAUGUUGAAAUGCAGAGUGGCGAUGAGGUUUCUCAAGUUGCCUACAUUACUUUUAAAGACAAUCAAGGAGCUGAGACGGCAAUGCUUCUCACGGGGGCCACAAUAGUUGAUAUGGCUGUAAUCGUCACGCCAGCCAGUGAUUAUGAGCUACCAUCUUCUGUUUUAGCUGCUCUUGAGCCCAAAGACACAAAACCUUCUGCCCUUCAAAAGGCCGAGGACAUUGUUGGGACCAUGCUGGCAAAGGGAUUUAUCCUUGGUAGGGAUGCACUGGACAAAGCAAAAGCUUUGGAUGAGAAGCAUCAGCUCACGUCGACUGCCACAGCUAGAGUAUCUUCCUUUGACAAGAGAAUCGGUCUAAGUGAGAAGAUCAGUGUUGGCACUUCAGUUGUAAAUGAUAAAGUGAAGGAAAUGGAUCAGAAAUAUCAAGUCUCUGAGAAGACAAAGUCAGCACUGGCAGCUGCUGAACAGAGUGUCUCGACUGCUGGAUCUGCUAUCAUGAAGAACAGGUAUGUCCUCACUGGAGCAGCAUGGGUAACUGGUGCUUUCAGCAAGGUCACCAGUGCAGCCAACGAUGUCAGUGCAAAGGCUAAGGAGAAGAUAGCAGUUGAGCAGGAGCACAAGAACGCUGAGGCCGGGCCUGCACAAUCAAACAUCUCAGAGAUCCCUGCAACACACAGGGAAUUGGACAGCGAAUUCACGAAGAUACAUGUUGCUGAAACCCCAGAAGAAAUUCCCAUCUCCACGGUGACUGUCCCUGCUGUUACAGAUGAGGCGCCCAGCGAGGCCUCUCCACCAGCUGAUGUUCCUAAAAAGCCAGAAGCUGCGCAGGGAUUGAUUGAAACCUCUUUGAAGGUUGAAAAUUAUUGGGACCUAAAGGAGUUUGCAAUUUGUACCUGGGAGCUGCGGUUUCACGGAGGCUGCACAUUUGCGCUCCUCGAGCAGCAGCGUUUCCUCACGGCUGCACAUUUGCGCUCCUGA